GAGUUCCUCAGUAACAAAGACCAGGGUCAGUCCAAGCUGAACGCUGUGGUUUUGAACGCUGAGCUCUUCUGUAGCAUCGCAGCCAAAGAUAAAACUGAUACAGUUCGUGUUAAAGCAAACACUGCCAGAGACGACUGGAAAACCAUAAUGUCUAACCUUCACAACCGAGAGACAAGUCUGCAGGUGAGCAACACACCGUCAGCCUACUGGGAAAAAUGAGCAUUUGAACAGCUUUUCAGGUAAUCCAGUCUGGUCUGAUCCCUGUUCCCACCAGCCACCUCUACCCUCUCAAAACUAACCUGCUUAUUUCAGCUUUUACUCA
Austrofundulus limnaeus is the source of this 322-nucleotide messenger RNA. RefSeq names its product nesprin-1. The record is from RefSeq and is a predicted model, not a curated record. Lineage: Eukaryota; Metazoa; Chordata; Actinopteri; Cyprinodontiformes; Rivulidae.